UGCAAUUGUAGCACAGCUGCCUGAUUUACGAUUAGCCAGAAAGAAGAGAGCACAAGAUUGUGUGUGUUUGUGUGUGGCAUUCCAAACGAUUAGGAGAAUACGCACGGUCAUUUAAAUGGGGACAACUCUAGUGAUAUCAACAGUAAUUGCAAGUGUGUAGCAGCUGAAGUAGACGGACAGAGACUUGAAGGAUACUAAUUAGGAGGAUCAUUUGCGUGCUAUUAAUAUUAGAAGUGGAAUAUCAAUGUUAAUUUAGCAGUUAAACUAAUGCUGAACAAGGCGUUAAAGCACUCGAAUAGACAGCCAACGGAACCGAUGUUCAUUAAGAAUGUGCGACAGUCGGAAAACGGGACAGAGGCAGACAAAAAGAAGCAAUUGGUAAUACGAAAAAGCAAUAAUAAUGAGCAUUACGAUCUGCAAAAUGAAAACGAAAAUCAGACGCAACAGCAACAACUACAACAGAAGCGAGAAAAGCUUCGGCGCACUACCGAAAAUGGUACAAAAAGCUCGCGAGCUUUGGCGUUCUGCGAGAGUUGCUGUAGAGAGAGACACAAACAGCAGCAGCAGCAGCAGCCGGAGCAGCAGCAACAGCUGAAGCAGAAACAGAAGCAAAAGCAAAAGCAACAGCAACAUCAACAGCAGCAACAGCAGCCUGGCAUUGUAGCUUUUUAUCGGUCGUAUGCGGAUUCAGUGUCUGAUUUGUCGUCGUAUCGUUUUGUCUCCGAUGAGGAAGAAGCCAGCGAUGAUGCUGAUGCCGAUGCCGCUGCCAAUGAUGCCGAUACCGAUUAUGAUGAUGAUGAUGAUGCUGAUGACGAUAAUGACGUUGGCGUUAGCUCGCUGUUGGUCCCGUGUAUAGAAAUAGAACAACGCGAGCCAAAAACAUCAACUAUCACACCACAACAACAAACAACAACAACAGCAACAUCGGACGAGACGGAGACAACGGAUAAAGCCUUAAAAAAAGCGAAAACGACAUACGCGUCAUCGGUUUCCCAAUCGCGCACAGCUCGCAGCGUGUCACCAAUAAUUUGUUGUUAUAAAACUAUUGACAAAAUAAAUCAGCGCCAGACAGCCGAGCAGGAGCAACAGUUUACUGAAGCGACAGCCGGAGCAACAGCAGCAGUAAGAGAGACACCACAGACAACACGUUGCUGGCCGACUGAGUCGCAAGGAUAUUCGAAUAAUUGUGGCAACUAUUUGCGUUCCUAUCGUCGCUAUCCGCCGCCCGUUCCGCCCAAGCCCAAGUAUCGCAUUUGCCUUGAGGUGACCGCUUGCAGUGGCCUUGCUGUCGAUGCUGAACCCGCGCUGAAAACGCGUCGCCUCGAAAGAGAUGGAGACGAUAAACGAACAUUAAACUACAGUGGUAGUAAUCCAUUGACGUUGACGUCCACAAAUAAUCAUAACCGUGGAGACGGAAUUAGCAGCUGCUGUGAUUGCCAGAACGCGCUGCCAGUGGCAGCUGAAAAUAGCUGCAAAUUGCAUGCCAUUGAGACAAAUAACAACAACUACAAUUGUAAAUUAGAUACAAACGCAACGUCGACGAAUCGAACUUGUAUAUUGCGCUACGAUCGUUACGGGCAUCUGAAACAAGAGUUUACGAUCGCGCAUAGUGAAUCGCCAUCCUUGUCGCCAUUGCCAUCGUCAUCGCCUUCGCAAUCGGAACCGGAACCGGAAACUCAACCGAUAUCGGUAUCGUUAUCGUCGUUAUCGGAACGCGUUCUAGUUAAUCGACCGGCAUUAAACACGAAUCCCUCGGACUUGCAUUUAGUGAAAUAUUCGCCUCCUGUGAAUCGAGCAAUUGCUGACGUUGCCGAUGUCCAUAUAGAUUUAAAUUUACCAAAUGAUUUAAUCUCAAAUUGCAGUGAGAAAAGCGUCUUUAUAGACAAUUUAAACAGUACAAACUCAAACCCAUCAUUCGCUAGCAUUUCGGUUCAUAAUCUAACCUAUGCCAGCGGCUAUCUACUGGACUAUUCAUUACCCCAGCAAUCGGUUCAGUUCAAGCAACUUCCGGUUAUCCAGACAUUUGAUUGUUCCGCAUACGCUUAUGCACCACUGGGACAAAGGUGGCAGACAGAUCGCACAAUGGAGAAACGACGUAAUACCUUGGAUCGCUUUCAACUUUUAGCUUUCGGCCGCAAAUCAUCAUCGACAGCUGCUCCUGCCAACGAUUCGCGAUCAUCGAGCAGCGGGGAUAAGCAUCGCAAGAUAUCCGAUCGAUCCGAGCGGCUCAAAGAGUUGACAGAACUUUUGCGUGGCAGCAACAGUUCGCGUGCCUCAUCGACACCAACACCACCGCCAAUACCACCGCCACGCAGGCCGCGAAUACCGCACAACGGAUCGGGAACAAGUGGCAGCCUGGAUCUCCAGGAUGUGGCAAGUAGUCAGGCUGCUCCGAAUGCUCCGGAUCACGAUGAGAUGCCGUCCACUGCGCGCAGUCAAUUACAAAAGCAACUCAGCACAAAUAGCAACAGCAACAAUAACAACAAUAACAAUGGCAGCUGUAGCGGCAGCGGCAGCGGAGGUGGCAGCAACAGCAGCGGUAGCGGUGGCAGCGCCGCAGGUGGAGGUGGCAACACAAAUACACAACCCUCAACAGCCGCACGACUCUUUCACUCAAUUAGGCCAAACACGAGUCUCUCCAACUUGGAAGCUUUCAUGUUGGGCAAUCGCGAGAAGUCGAAAUCAUCUCCACCGCUAACUGUGGGCGAUGAGCUCGAUCCAGCCAGCAGUAGCGAGUGGGCAACCCAGCUGGCCGGAGCAGAGUCUCGCAGUGGCAGCCACAAUAGCAACAGCAACAGCAACGCCGCAGCAGCGCACGCAUCGAAAGGCAAAUUACCAUUUCGUUCUGUUUCGUUCUCGCAAAUCGAUUGUAAAUCAACUUUAAGUGCUUUACGCGAUCGACUGCGUCGGGACAAGGCCAUUGAGAACACGCCCACGCCCACCCCGACGCCCUCGCCGUCGCCCGUUCCUCCGCCGCCGCCGUCGUCGUCGUUAUCUGUCGAUCUGUUUUACGAGCACGAGCGUUCGCGCAUUAUUCCCGACCCGGGUUGGGUGCACAUACCCCUUAAGAGCACUGGGGUCUGCAUUAAUCUCAACUACGGUCAAGAGAAAUCGCUCGAACACGUUCUCGAAGACGUCCCAGACUCUAUACCCGAAGAGGAUAUUUUCAACACAGACAGCAGCAGCAUUGUCGGCAUUAUCCCGGCCACGGCGAGCAGUGUCAUUGCUGCGCAUGCCAAGAUGGAAUCCCUCUCGGACACUAUACACUCGGAGGGCGAGUACACCGCCAGCGAGGAGUGUCCGCCGAGAAUUAAGGCAAUUGAUCCGCCCAUCAUUGUGGAGCCCGAGGCAAGUCCCACAGCCAGCACACCCAAUUUGGUCACAUUGCUGGAGGAGUCGGCACCUCCGUCGGAUAAUGUGCUGCAGACAGCCACAACAUGUUUAAUCCCAGUGCCGGUUUACGAAUGCGCCGCCCAAGAGUGGCUGGAGACGCCCGCCCAGGAAUGGGUUGAGUUGGCGCCCGAAUUUGGCAUUGUGCCACAGACCACACAGCCUCCUGUAUCGCAUGCCGCCUGCAAGAUUACGCAACCGGAAACGUUGACGACGGCGCUGCGUGGCGAUUUAUUACCCACCAUCUCGGUGAGUCGCAGUUCCGAGGAGAGUGACGAGCGUGGCAAGGGCAACGCGUCUCCCCACUCCGAACAGGGUGAAAUGUUUAAUCAAUCUGUGGAUGAGCAGCGAGCACAAUAUAGUCCCGAUGAGCUCGAUUUGGAACUGCGCCAUUCAGAUGCAACGAUUGCAACGCCGCGCCACAGCUCAGGGGAGCGGCAUAAGCGGCAUCUGGAAAAGUCGACGAAGCGCAAAGGCAUGUACAUAGAUAAUUCGGAUUGGCAUCGACGCGUGGAGCAUCCGCAUCCUGGUCUCGCACUUGAUAUAUCCAUAGCGAACUUUCAGGCCAUUAAGCCGGAUUCACCGACGGACGAGUCGCACAGUCCGGUGAUGUUUGACCUGAACACACCGGAAAUGGAUAAGGGUUCGCCGGUGUGGCGGGGAUCACAGGAAAAGCCGCAGCUGCUAAGCAGCUUUAGCUGCCAGAGCAGCGAGGAAAAGGACGAUGCCAGCAGCAGCACCACCAACAACAAUAAUAGUAAAACUAAUACGUUCCUGCAAACUGAUUCCAUGUCCGAUACCGAGGAACGCAUCAGUUGGAGUCCAACGCCCACCGGAGAUUACGACCACAAGCGCUAUUCAAAGCGUCCGCUAACUGUGCGUGGUCCAUACGGUCAAAUGCUGGAGGCGGAGCUGAAGAAACCCAAUCGCAUGCAUUUCGAGGAGAUACUCGAGGAGCUGCGCGAGUCGGAUAGCCAGUACUCGCGCAACGCUGUAGCAAAGCCACUGUCGGCGGGCAGCACGCGCAACAACAUGCCACAAUAUUCAAAUUCAAUGCGUGUGCGUAAAUCAAACGCAUAUUUGCCGGUGCCGUCGCAUGCACGCGCCGCGUCGACUCCAUCGCAAAUCGAGCAUGUCAGUAAACAGGUGCCAACAUUGCCCAUCUCAGUCUCCGCAAAGGACCUCAAUGAAACGCUGGCCACUGCCGAUAAGCAGGCGCAGCAUCAAAUGAAACGUGCCGCAUCCGAGGCACCCGCAACAAAACCGCAUCACAGCAAGCGCAGCCAAUCGAUGAGUGCGGAUAGCAAAAGUCAACAUCAUCACGGUCAUCAUCAUCAUCACAGUCAUGGCUCCUCCAAGCGUAAUCCUGAUGCCACAAACAGCAGCAGCAACAGCAACAACAAUAACAACAGUAGCAGCAACAAGUCAAAGGCGCCACAUGCCACUAGCGUGCCACCCACAGCAGCCUUGUUGGCCGAGCUGUUGAAAGGCUCCAGCGAAAACAUGCUCUCUGAGCAGCGCAAAAAAACGAUUGCGGACACACGCAGUUAUGUGGUGCAGGAGAUUUAUCGGAACGAACAGUCCUAUGUGGAAUCACUGCAAAUCGUUGUGCUCAAGUAUCUGAAGGUAUUGAAAUCCCCAGAGCAUGCUGGCAUGAUUGAUACCCGCACUGUGGAUGAGAUAUUCUUUAUGGUGCCCGACAUACUGGAGAUACAUGAAAAGUUUCUUGGCGAGUUGAAGCAACGUCUCGAUGACUGGGAUAUACAGCAAAAGGUUGGCGAUGCGUUUAUCGAAACGUUCUCGAAACUUGAAGUACUGGAAGUGUACACAUCAUUUGUUAACAAUUGCAAUCGGGCCAAGAAUGCCAUUCGCUCGAUGAAGCAUCAGCGACCCUCGUUUGCCAAAUUCCUGGAAUCCACAGCCCGCGAGCACAAGGGUAAACUCACCUUGGACAAUCUGCUCAUUAAACCAGUACAAAAGUUUCCCAACUAUGAGCUACUCUUCCAACGCCUGAUCAAGCACACGGAUCACGAUCAUCCAGAUCAGAAGCAUUUGCAGGAUGUGCUCAAGUUGGUCCAUGACAUAUUAGUCCACAUCAAUUGCAAGGAACGUGAGAUUAUGGAAAACGGACAGAGAGAGGCGACUCUUCGUGAAUUGGAGGGUGUCAUUGAGGGCAUCACCGAUCUAAUAGCUCCUGAGCGUCAGUUCUUAUUGUUUGACUUGGUGUCGAUGCCAUCGGGUCAAGGAGCGCGCAAGGAUCGUGGCUUUUUCCUCUUUAAUGAUCUGUUGGUCUUGACAAGCAUCAAAAAACGCAGUGGAACUAUUCGUAAACCAAACAGCUCAAUAUGUCCCGGCUCAGUGGCAAGCACUUUGGAUACCAACAAAUACAAGUUCCUCACCAAAAUCUCAUUAGAUUGCCUAGAAAUUGUUAAGACUAAAGAUGAGAACAUUAAGCGCAUUGUUAGUGAAAUUGAGAACCUGGCUGAAGACUGCAAUAAGCUGCAACAAAUCACAGAUAUUACGGCAUCUUUAAAAUCCCCUCAUCAGUAUCUGGAAGAUGUUAUACGGGAACUGCAUCGUGAUAUCCAGCGACAGUUGUCCGAGCGACAGACAAACGAUACACAACUCAAUAUGCUGGAGCUGACAGUAAGCUCACCGAACGGAAGUCAAAAGCUGACUGUGGUAUUUUCUAAGACAGAGAAGCGCACCAAUUGGGAAGAAUCAUUCAAUGAAGCUAAACAAAAGCUGGCCGCCACACUCGAGCGCCAUCCCAUACCGGAAUUCCUCACCUCCAUACCGAUACGGAAGACACGUGCGGGUCUGCAGUUUACCUGUGCGGCAGCCACGUUGAGCGACAAGCGCGAUGUUUGGGUUUGCAACAGCGAUGGUUAUGUGGGUCAGGUGUGCAUCAUGUCGCUACACCCGGAACCCAAUGUGACCAGUUGUAAUGGAGUCUGCAAUGCUCGCAUCUUGUGUGUGGCCUCGGUGCCGGCGUACAGCAGCAGCGAUGACCCCUCAGCACACAGUGGUAGCACCCAGGAGGAUAAGCAGCCGCAGGAGUUGCGCAGCAGCAGUGCACCGCAUCAAAGCUACACACAACAGCUGCGCGAUUAUCGUAAAAGCAUCUCCCCCAUUGCCCAACCCGUUUCGGCACUAACCACGGCCGCUGCCGCUGUCUCGGUGUCCGCAUCGUCGUUGGCGACGCCGGAGAAGAAGAAAAUUCCCACGCCCAUUAUUGGCAAUGGCGCUGAGGGCGCCGCCAGCCAAAGUGAUACUCAGCUAGAUUUAAAUUUAAGUUCCAGCGAUGAUGAGGCGGAUGCUGCCCCAGCUGCGCCCAUUGAGCAACGUGUUCCCAGCCCCGCUCCCUCAUUGCAUGCCACAUAUCAUAUGCAGCAAGACUCCAACCCCGAAGAAAGCGAAUGCAAUCAAUCAACCAUGUGGAUAGGCACUGAAGAUGGCUGCAUCCAUGUCUAUAACAGCACUGAUAACAUUCGCAUUAAGAAAAAUCGAAUUAAGAUUGAACAUCAUUCAGCUGUCUUUUCCAUACUUUAUCUGGACAAUCGUGUUUUUGUAUCAUUGGCAAAUGGCGAUGUUUGUGUUUAUCUUCGAGACGGUGCCACAUCUUGGAAUACCUGCUUGUCGCAUUGUCUUUCAAUUGGCACUGUUACCAGCCCAGUAACAAAAUUGCUUAACGUAAAUGGCAAAUUGUGGUGCUCAAUACAGGGAAUAAUUAAGGUUUUGGAUACUGAAACAUUUUCGGUUGUUAAUCAAAUCCAAAUCUCAUCAGACUCGAAGCCAAUUACGAACAUGACAGUUGCCAAUAAUUAUGUAUGGAUAUCUAUACAGAACUCAGCACACAUUAAAUGCUUUCAUUCCAAUACCCACCAAUUGAUUACGGAAGUAAAUCUUGCCCCCGCUGUGAAUAAAAUGUUAUCGAAUUGUGACGAGAUUAUUCGACAACAUAAGGCCGCAUGCCUUCGUGUAACUUCGCUGCUCUGCUGUAAGGAUCUCAUUUGGAUCGGCACAAGUGCAGGAGUACUGCUGACAAUACCCACCCAGAGUUAUGAGAAAGGUGCACACAAUAUUGUGCCCACGGGCAUACCUCAUGGUCAUACCGGACACGUUCGCUUCCUUACGUUUGUGGAGACGCCAUCACCAGAGGCGGGUUCCCAAAUGGCGGCAGCGGCAGCUGGACGUGACACUGGCAGCGGCACCAGCGAUGAAUACACGAAACAAGGUUCAACGAAGAACGCGAAAUCCAAAUCGGAAACCAAAAAUAUAUUGAUUAUAUCGGGUGGCGAUGGCUACGAAGAUUUCCGAAAUUCAGGUGCCAAUUCUCUUAGUGAAAUUGCUGGACGCGAGGACAGCACCAAUCAUUUAUUGAUAUGGCAAAUUUGAAGCAGAAGACGCAAAAAUCGCUGGCGGUUAUUGCUUUCCAGGUGGAAAAACAACAACUGAGGUCGACUUUUAAUGCAACAGCGUAUUUGAUAUGGAAAACAUAAUGCUUGAAAGCGCAAUUGAAAGUAGACUGCCGCGAUUUUUAUUAUAAUAUAUAUUCUUGACAAGUUGUUUACCAAGUUGCCAAUACAAAAACAAAACAAAACACAACUUUAACAAAUUGAACGUUGGUUCGAACUUAUUGCAACCGUUUGUAUAUGUUUAAAUUUAAUUAUCCUUUCAUACGAUAUACAAUUACUAUAUACAUAUUUACAUAUUUAUAUUUACCAUAACUGAAUAAUUAGCUCGGUUCAGAAUUUUUUGAAAUUUAUGUAACUUCUAUUUAAUAACAUGAGAAAACAAAAUGAGUAACUAAUAGUGCCAAAUAUAUUUAUUGCGCCACACAUUCUGAAUGAAAUUAUUAAAUGUAAAAUCAAUAACCACAGCUAGACCCAAUGGAGCUGCUAUAAAUAUUUCAAAUCCUACAUACAAAUAUAUAUACAUAUAUAGAAUAAUGAAUAUUUUUAUAAAGUAUAGCAAGUAUGCGGACUAAAUGUAAUAAAUGUAUUCUAGUUGGAGCUAUGUAGACAUACAAUACAUGCCUACAAACAUGAUAAUGAAUACAUACUUGAAUACAAAUAUUAAUGUACAUACUACAUACAUACAUACAUACAUACAUAUAUAUUGUACUUAUGUACAGAUGGCAAUUUAAUUACAAUUACAGAUUACAAUUACCAUUACAAUUAUGAUAACAAUUAAUUUAUCCUUAUUUAAUGAUAUUUAUAUUAGAUGUAGUCAUACAAGUUCAUAUGAAAUUAAAAUUAAAUCAAACACUUUAUCGAAUUUAUUCUAAAAAUAAUCAUUGGAUAAACAUGCAAAUACAAAAACCAGAAAAUAAUAAUCAUUAAAAUGAACUUAUGAGAAAAAGAAAACAAAAAUCAUUAUGCUAGACAUAAAUUAAAUUCGAUGUUUGCAACCAAAUAAAUUUAUAUACUAGUAUAAUUGCUAAUCGUUUUCAAAACGCAUUGUAAUAAAAUUGUCAUGCAAGAGAAUUGAAUUUGAAAAAAAAACAAAAAACAAAAAAGAAAAACAAAGCUAACAACCCAUACAUACCAAGUGAUAUUCGAGUGUUUUGGGAAUGUAUUAACUACCGUAACUUACGAGUAUGUGUAUAUUUUUCGAAAUAGCAUGUUACUACUACCUUUAACUUGACUACUGCUAAGCUCAAAAUAUAUUCGCAGUUUUGCGUAUAAGUUAAACAACAAAUAUAUAAUUACAAAUUUAAAUGAAAAACAAUCCUUUUUGAGCAGUUAGAACCAUUAUUAAAAAAAAAACAACUCUUUGGUCAAUAAAACGUGUGUUUUGUUACGAUUUCACGAAACUUAAUUCUGAAUUUAAUGUAAUUUCAUGAAUUUGUAUAGCGACGUUAACUUAACUCUUUUUACUUUCAAUUUUGCAAUUCACUAGAAUCAUUUUUGUAAUGUUGAUAACAUAUUUGUCGCAUUAACUGCAAAUUGAAAAUAUUAUAAAUUCCAUAGCUUAAAUGUAGUAUUUAUUGUUACUGAACAAAGUUGGUUUGUUUGAUUCAUAUUGUAAAUCCAUAGCUAAUUUCUGUUCUUGAUAUCAACUACCAUAAUUGGCAGACUUAUGAAAUAUACAAAUGUGGUAAUCUCUGCUCUGCUAAAUGCAAAUGCAAAUGCUAAUUGUAAUAAGUAUUUUUGUUAAUUUAUUUCAUUUUGAUGGCAUCGGACAAUUGUUAUCCUACCUCUAUAAAUACCAGCAGGUGUUAGAAUAGAAAUUGAGAUACUUAUACCAGAAAUAAAUCGGAAACAGAACUGUAAUAAUACAUAGAUUGUGAAAUACAUAUAUGUAGAUUGUGAAACAAUAAUUUCCCCUUUACAAAUUGCAAAGUAAGAUUUAACAAUAAAACUAAUAACGUGUAAAAUAUAAACAAACAAACAAAAAAAAAACAACCUAAAAACAAAUACGGUUAUAUGUGUAUGUUACCUGUUAAAUAA
Molecule: messenger RNA, 9845 nt
Organism: Drosophila albomicans
Lineage: Eukaryota; Metazoa; Arthropoda; Insecta; Diptera; Drosophilidae
Exons: 16
Coding region: 268-7788 (2506 amino acids)
Biological process (GO): actin cytoskeleton organization
Molecular function (GO): protein binding; guanyl-nucleotide exchange factor activity
Source: RefSeq, a predicted model, not a curated record